AUGCCACUAACCAACCUUCUAUAUUUUACUUCUUCUAUUCUUCUAUUUCCUUCUAUUUCUUUUUUCUUCUUCCUAUGUUUCUUCUGUUUCUUAUUCUUUCAUUUCUAUUUCUUCUGUUUCUUAUUCUUUCAUUUCUAUUUCUUCUGCUUCUUAUUCUUACAUUUCAUUUUCUUCUCUUAUUCUUUCAUUUCUAUUGCUUCUGAUUCUUAUUCUUUCAUUUCUAUUUCUUCUGUUUCUUAUUCUUUCAUUUCUAUUUCUUCUGUUUUUUAUUCUUUCAUUUCUAUUUCUUCUGUUUUUUAUUCGUUCAUUUCUAUUUCUUCUGUUUCUUAUUCUUUCAUUUCUAGUUCUUCUGUUUCUUAUUCUUUCAUUUCUAGUGCUUCUGUUUCUUAUUCUUUCAUUUCAUUUUCUUCUCUUAUUCUUUCAUUUCUAUUUCUUUUAUUCUUUCAUUUCUAUUUCUUUUAUUCUUUCAUUUCUAUUUCUUCUCUUAUUCUUUCAUUUCUAUUCUCUAAUUCUUUCAUUUCUAUUUCUUCUGUUUUUUAUUCUUUCAUUUCUAGUUCUUCUGUUUCUUAUUCUUUCAUUUCAUUUUCUUCUCUUAUUCUUUCAUUUCUAUUUCUAUUAUUCUUUCAUUUCUAUUUCUAUUAUUCUUUCAUUUCUAUUUCUAUUAUUCUUUCAUUUCUAUUUCUUCUCUUAUUCUUUCAUUUCUAUUCUCUAAUUCUUUCAUUUCUAUUUCUUGUUUUUUAUUCUUUCAUUUUUAUUUCUUCUGUUUCUUAUUCUUUCAUUUCUCUUUCUUAUUCUUUCAUUUCUCUUUCUUAUUCUUUCAUUUCUCUUUCUUAUUCUUUCAUUUCUAUUUCUUCUGUUUCUUAUUCUUUCAUUUCUAGUGCUUCUGUUUUUUAUUCUUUGUUUCUAUUUCUUCUGUUUCUUAUUCUUUCAUUUCUAUUCUUCUGUUUCUUAUUCUUUCAUUUCAUUUUCUUCUCUUAUUCUUUCAUUUCAUUUUCUUCUCUUAUUCUUUCAUUUCAUUUUCUUCUCUUAUUCUUUCAUUUCUAUUUCUAUUAUUCUUUCAUUUCUAUUUCUAUUCUUUCAUUUCUAUUUCUUCUCUUAUUCUUUCAUUUCUAUUCUCUAAUUCUUUCAUUUCUAUUUCUUGUUUUUUAUUCUUUCAUUUUUAUUUCUUCUGUUUCUUAUUCUUUCAUUUCUCUUUCUUAUUCUUUCAUUUCUCUUUCUUAUUCUUUCAUUUCUCUUUCUUAUUCUUUCAUUUCUAUUUCUCUUAUUCUUUCAUUUCUAUUUCUCUUAUUCUUUCAUUUCUAUUUCUUUUAUUCUUUCAUUUCUAUUUCUUUUAUUCUUUCAUUUCUAUUUCUUUUAUUCUUUCAUUUCUAUUUCUUUUAUUCUUUCAUUUCUAUUUCUUAUAUUCUUUCAUUUCUGUUUCUUGUUUCUUAUUCUCUCAUUUCUAUUUCUGCUUUUUAUUCUUUCAUUUCUGCUUUUUAUUCUUUCAUUUCUAUUCUGUUUCUUAAUCUUUCAUUUCUAUUUCUUUUAUUUUUUAUUCUUUCAUUUCUAUUUCUUCUGAUUCUUAUUCUUUCAUUUCUAUUAUCUCCUUCUUUAAUUUCUAUUAUCUCCUUCUUUCAUUUCUAUUUCUUAUUCUUUGAUUUAUAUUUCUUCUGUUUCUUAUUCUUUCAUUUCUUUUUCUUCUCUUAUUCUUUCAUUUCUUUUUCUUCUCUUAUUCUUUCAUUUCUAUUUCUUCUCUUAUUCUUUCAUUUCUAUUCUCUAAUUCUUUCAUUUCUAUUUCUUGUUUUUUAUUCUUUCAUUUUUAUUUCUUCUGUUUCUUAUUCUUUCAUUUCUCUUUCUUAUUCUUUCAUUUCUCUUUCUUAUUCUUUCAUUUCUAUUUCUUCUGUUUCUUAUUCUUUCAUUUCUAGUGCUUCUGUUUUUUAUUCUUUGUUUCUAUUUCUUCUGUUUCUUAUUCUUUCAUUUCUAGUGCUUCUGUUUCUUAUUCUUUCAUUUCAUUUUCUUCUCUUAUUCUUUCAUUUCUAUUUCUUUUAUUCUUUCAUUUCUAUUUCUUCUCUUAUUCUUUCAUUUCUAUUCUCUAAUUCUUUCAUUUCUAUUUCUUCUGUUUUUUAUUCUUUCAUUUCUAGUUCUUCUGUUUCUUAUUCUUUCAUUUCAUUUUCUUCUCUUAUUCUUUCAUUUCUAUUUCUAUUAUUCUUUCAUUUCUAUUUCUAUUAUUCUUUCAUUUCUAUUUCUAUUCUUUCAUUUCUAUUUCUUCUCUUAUUCUUUCAUUUCUAUUCUCUAAUUUUUCAUUUCUAUUUCUUCUUUUUUUAUUCUUUCAUUUUUAUUUCUUCUGUUUCUUAUUCUUUCAUUUCUCUUUCUUAUUCUUUCAUUUCUCUUUCUUAUUCUUUCAUUUCUCUUUCUUAUUCUUUCAUUUCUCUUUCUUAUUCUUUCAUUUCUAUUUCUCUUAUUCUUUCAUUUCUAUUUCUUUUAUUCUUUCAUUUCUAUUUCUUUUUUAUUCUUUCAUUUCUAUUUCUUUUAUUCUUUCAUUUCAUUUCUAUUUCUUUUAUUCUUUCAUUUCUAUUUCUUUUAUUCUUUCAUUUCUGUUUCUUUCUUUUCUUAUUCUGUUCAUUUCUAUUUCUCUUUUUUUAUUCUUUCAUUUCUGCUUUUUAUUCUUUUCAUUUCUAUUCUGUUUCUUAA
Acanthosepion pharaonis is the source of this 2670-nucleotide messenger RNA. NCBI's taxonomy places the organism in Eukaryota, Metazoa, Mollusca, Cephalopoda, Sepiida, Sepiidae. The record is from the annotation of a GenBank genome assembly.